Molecule: messenger RNA, 1891 nt
Organism: Prosopis cineraria
Lineage: Eukaryota; Viridiplantae; Streptophyta; Magnoliopsida; Fabales; Fabaceae
Product: protein trichome birefringence-like 31
Exons: 6
Coding region: 110-1363 (417 amino acids)
Cellular component (GO): Golgi apparatus
Molecular function (GO): O-acetyltransferase activity
Source: RefSeq, a predicted model, not a curated record
AACAAACAAACAAACAAAACAAGAACAUUUCUCCAACAACAAAACAAUUCACAAUUACACAAAUCUACGAUCCCUGCAUUUGUCCUUCAAUAACCAUCCUCUCAUUUCAAUGCAUUCUUUCAAGUCUCUUUCUGAUAGAAAGAUCCAGACCCUCUUUCCAAUAGUUCUGUCUUCUAUCAUAGUUCUAGCAAGUGUGAGAUUAGUCCUGGACAUCUUCAAGAGCAAUCAGAGCAAUAUUUUGAGGAUCUAUGGGAAGCUUAAGGGGGAGAACAAUAGAGUACACAUCGUAGUUUCGCCCGAGGAUCGCCUCUUGGAGGGAUGUAAUGUGUUUGAAGGGAAAUGGGUGUGGGAAAAUGAGUCAUACCCUCUUUAUCAAGAACACAGCUGCCCUUACUUGGUGAAGCAGACUACUUGCCUCAAGAAUGGGAGGCCUGAUUCUUUCUAUCAGAAUUGGAGAUGGCAGCCCCAUGGAUGCAAUCUCCCAAGAUUUGACCCAUUGAAGCUGUUGGACAUGUUGAGGGGAAAGAGAAUGAUGUUCAUAGGAGACUCACUACAAAGAGGCCAGUUUGAAUCAAUGGUGUGUUUGGUACAAUCUGUGAUUCCCGAAGGCAAGAAAUCCCUCCACAGAAUUCCACCCAUGAAGAUCUUCAAGGCUGAGGAGUACAAUGCAUCAAUAGAAUACUACUGGGCUCCCUUCAUAGUAGAGUCAAUUUCAGAUCAUGCAACAAAUCACACUGUUCAUAAGCGCAUGGUUAGACUGGACUACAUAGCCAAACACGGCAAGCAUUGGCAAGGUGUUGACAUUCUGGUUUUUGAGAGUUAUGUUUGGUGGAUGCACAAGCCUUUGAUCAAUGCCACAUACGGGUCUCCGGACCACGUGAAAGAGUACAAUGUGACCACAGCAUACAGAUUGGCUUUGAAGACUUGGGCAGACUGGCUUGAGUCAAACAUCAAACCCCUCACUCAGAAGGUCUUCUUUAUGACAAUGUCUCCUACUCAUCUCUGGAGUUGGGAAUGGAAGCCAGGAAGUGAUGAGAAUUGCUUCAACGAAUCAUACCCAAUACAAGAUCCUUCAUAUUGGGGCACUGGAUCAAACCUGGAGAUCAUGAUGAUACUGCAUGAAGCGAUAAAGGAGCUGAAAAUAGAUGUGACCUUGUUGAACAUCACUCAGUUAUCAGAGUACAGAAAAGAUGCCCACACCACUGUUUAUGGGGAACGAAAGGGCAAGCUCCUCACCAAAGAACAGAGAGCUAACCCUAAAUCUUUUGCUGAUUGCAUCCAUUGGUGCCUUCCUGGUGUCCCUGAUACAUGGAAUCAAAUCCUUUAUGCCUAUCUCUUGAAGAGAUUUCAGAACUUUACCUAAAUGGGUUUUCAUAAACUAAGGAGAUUUUAGAACAUAAUGGUGCUUUCUGUGGCAGAUUGUCUGAAGAUUCUGCAGAACUAGAAAGACAUUCACCACCGGUUGUGAUGUUAUCAUCAAUAAUUUGCCCUUCUACUGAGGAGGACUGAGAGUUCACAUCUACAAUUGGAGUUUCGUCUGAAAUAUCAUCCAUACUAGCAUAAGAAUCACAGCUAUAAAACAUCUCACUGGUCACUGUGGAGGCAUCCAGUUGUUCUAUAUCACUAGAAGACAAAUCAUCAAACACUUGAGGGGCUGUAUCAUUUUCUCGGACAAAUGCACAUGAGUCUUGUUCUAGUUCUACGCCAUAUGAGUAUUCCACUUUUCCAGCCAAAGCUUUGCAUUCAGAUAAUGUCAAAUUCAGUUGCUCAAUGUUGAAUUUCAGACCAUUUUGUUCAUUGCUCACAUGCAAGUUAUCUUCAAACAAACUAGAAGUUUCUCUUGAGUUGUCCCCAUUGCCUUCUUCCUCCUUGUCAUCAUCACUAACAUUUG